Molecule: messenger RNA, 5849 nt
Organism: Mugil cephalus (flathead mullet)
Lineage: Eukaryota; Metazoa; Chordata; Actinopteri; Mugiliformes; Mugilidae
Product: NACHT and WD repeat domain-containing protein 2
Exons: 10
Coding region: 178-5289 (1703 amino acids)
Molecular function (GO): protein binding
Source: RefSeq, a predicted model, not a curated record
ACUGCAUAAACACACGAGGCCAGAAUUUCCUGAGCGGCGAAGGAGAGAGAAGAGAAACUCCAGCUCGGAGGAGGACAAAACAGCUGGAAAGCAUCCGUUCAGGAUUACUGAAAAUGUUCCUGGCGAAACUUUUCUUCCCUCAUCGGUUCCUAUUUUAACAACAGCUGUUGGGUAGGAAUGCGCUCCAGAGGAAAACUAGACCGCAGCUCGUCCUGUGUGAAAAUCUAUCUGUGCUCCAACCCAGGAGACAGCGUGGUUGAACGCAGAGCUCUGAGAGAGAGUGUGUUCCCCAGACUUAGAGAGCACUGCAGACACUCACUGGGACUGGAUGUCAGGGUGAUAGACCCGUUUGAGUCCAGCGAUCCGAGCCGAUGGCCCGAUGAGACCACAAGGCAGCGGCUCAUACAAGAAUGUAGAGAGAGUUCGUCCGGACCUUUUUUACUGGCUCUGGUGGGACAUCAGUAUGGCCCAGGCGCUCUGCCCUCCCAGGUGGAGGUGUCAGAGUACCAGCUGCUGCUGGAGGAGAGCCAGCGGGCGGGCGUCAGCACCCAGGAGCUGGAGAGCGCGUACCGGAGGGACGAGAACACCAUCCCCUCCUCCUACUGCCUGAGACCUUCACACGGGUCCACCUGCCCUCCCCUGAAAGAGGUUAAGGAGGAAGAGGAGGAAAUGAAAAUCAAAGCUAAAGAAGAAGAGCUGAGGAAGGUGUUUCAGACUGCUGUGAGUCUGUGUGUCCAGAGCGGCCUCAUGACUCCAGAGAGAGGCCGCAGCUUCUGCAGAUCAGCCCUCGACGUAGACCUGCGAUUCGCUCUAGAAAAGUGCCCCGAUGAGGACAUAGCUGGACGCUGCUUGGUUUACGUCCACAAGGUCGUCAACGCGAAAGGAGAAAGGGAAAAGAAAAUGACGAAUGACCGGCUGCAUCCAGAGACGGAGACCGGGGCCUCUGACGCGGCCACACAGAGCUUAACCCCAACCAGUGACGAGUUAUUGUCAGAGCUGUGCGCCGGCUUCCUCCCCAGUCUCAUCACUUCCUGCCAACUCUUGGUCUACACCAGAACCACAGAGUGUGACCGUCGCCACGGUUACACGUCAACCAGGAGGCGAGGCUACGCCGAGUCUCUGUGCCAGCAGGUGUACUCUGACCUGGUGGAGCUGAUUGGCAGCUUGGACGUCCCAGACGCCGAGGGAGACUCUCCUCUGUGCGAUGCUUGGUCCCGAGAGCAGGUCGAGCAGGAGCAGCUGGGUGUCCUCCUGUCUCGGUUUUAUGACAUCUCCCAGCCUGAGGAGGGAAAGAUCAGAGACUACGUGGAGCGAAGGGACAGGCGGUGCCCCCUAGUGGUGACAGGAGGACCAUGCACGGGAAAGACUGUCCUGUUGGCCCACUGCACUCAGCAGAUGAAGUCUUGGCUCACAGACAGCGAUCCCGUGGUGAUCACUCAUUUUUGCAACCUGUCAAUCAAUACGUCGCCAGAAUGUCUCCUGUCCGGUCUGUGUCGUCACAUAGCUUCGAGAUAUCACUACAACUCAACCUCUAAGCAGAAUCCCAGCUCCUCUCAUGGCACAGAUGUGGACGAUCCAUCCUGUGAAUCCAGAGGGAACAUAUCCAACUCUAAUUCAACAUCUGCGCAGGAUCCUCACACUGAAUCCAGCACCAAAGAGUGUGUUUCUGAGUGUAGACCUAAAAUAUCACAUCCAGAUCCUAGAGGACUCAGUUCUAGUGUCAUAAAACCUGACCUCUCUGAACUUAAAGAAAGUCUCUCAUCCCUUUGCAACCUCCUGCCUUCUGAUAAACAUCCUCUUAUUCUCAUCCUCGAUGGUUUGGAUCAGCUUGAAAACGAGGUCGGACCCGAAAUCAUCAACAGCCUCCCCUCCCCCUUACCUCCUGAUGUCAAGCUCAUCCUUUCAGUUACCUCCAACCGAACGCAUCUCCUACAAGCCGUCCGUCUCCAUUACCCACAAGGCAGCGAGAAGGAGUCAGGACCAGAGUGCGUCCAGCUGGGAUCGGUGGACAGGAAGCAGUCUGUGAAGAUGGUGGCAUCGCUGCUGGGAUGUUCAGGGAGGAGGGUGACGUCGGGACAACAGGCCCUGGUGAACCAGGCGCUGACCUCCUGCUGCCUGCCUCUCUACGCUCGACUCCUGCACACCCUCACUUCUCUCUGGCACUCUGAUUCAGACGUGACUGAGGCGUCCAUCCCUGGUGGCAUCCACUCAUCCAUUUCUUCUCUGCUGGAUCACCUCGAGCAGAAACACAGCUCCUCUGCCGUGGCUCGUGCCGUCUCUUACCUCACCCUCUCCAGGGCCGGGCUCGCUGAGGCAGAGCUCGCCGAUCUUCUGUACGAUAUUCGUCACAGUGAAGGCUCUAAGAUGCAGCUCCCACAGGUCGAUGUUGAGAGACUUCUUUUGGAUUUAAAGAGCUUUCUCAUCAAAAGGACAGUUGCAGGCUCACAGGUUUUGUCCUGGGUGAGCAGGCAUUUCAGGUUGGUCGCGUUCGAAAGGUAUCUAGGCAGUCAUGACGUAAGGAGGAAGAUUCAUUCAGAGAUGGCGGACUAUUUCAGUGGCCAGUGGGUUUGUGGAAGUAGGAAGUCAUUUCUUCUGAACCAGACAUCUGGAACAAGCGAGGAACCCUCAAUGAAAAUAGACCAACCAUAUGUUUUUGCUCCUUCCAAAGCUGUUGGUGGUCGGGUGAACUUGAGGAAACUCAUAGAAUUGCCGCAUCACUUGCAGCAAAGUGGCAGGUGGAAGGAGCUGGAGCACGAGUUGUUAAUGUCAUUAGAGUUUCACCAGGCAAUGGUUCAAGCUGGUCUUCUAGAAGAUCUGGUAGACAUGCUGGAGUCUAAUGAAGGAGAAUCUCAGUUUGUGUUUUCAAGGGAAAGGCUUCUCCUAGCAAGCGCUUUUAAAUCCUCCGCUUGCUUCUUGCAGAGCUCACCCCUGCAGCUGCCUGCAGUGAUGGAGACAAGCCUCCUGCCUUAUCUGGAAGUCCUUCCUGCUCUCGAGAGUUAUGUCACAAACAUCAGACAGGAAAGCAGGAAGGCAAGAAGUGGAUUAGGAGUAGCACUCUGUCCGAGCCCCUCCUCUGUUCCCCCCAUUCAGUAUUUAAAGCCUAGGGACAAAGCCAAGGAGGUUUGUGUUACAGAAACUGCUGGUUCAGAGUGCGGGAUUGUGGCAGAGGUCAUGGAUGAUGGUUCUGCCUGGAUUUGGAAAGGCGCCAGAUGUGAUGUCGUCAGACUGUCUCUGAGCUGCGAACAGAAGGAGCUGAAGUUUGCUGGAGUGAAGAGCAGCGGUGGAUUCUUCUUGCUCUCGACACAGUGCGACAAGGUUUUCGUUUGGGAUGUGACAGGCCCAGAGGUGCUUGUAGAGGUUAGAGAUUCUUUGAAAACUGAAUUAAACCAAACAACACCAGGCACAAUCGAGGGAUUUGUUGCAUAUCAGGGAAAGUUGUUUAUAUGCUGGAAGAAUGAGAGUUUUGUGAGUGUGUUUGAUAUUUCCAGCGAGACCUUGACUCAUUGCCAGUGUCAGUGCUCUGUGACCUGCUUGGCUUUCUCUUCUGAAGGCUUUUGUGUGUACUGCGGCCAGGAGGACGGCACUGUGUCCAUUUUUGACAUGGAAACCAGCAGCCUGCUUGGCUCCUGUCCGAGCGCAAACUGCAGCGCAGUCACGUCGAUAAUCAUCUGUGGAGAUAAGAAGGAAAUGGCAUGUGUUGAUAGGAAUGGCAAUGUAGCUUUAUGGGAUAUGGGAGUCAAAACACAACCACCCAAACUCACCAGAGAAAUCUUUAAUCGGGGUAAAUCCGAAACUAUUCUCAGCGCAGAUUAUUCCAAGGAAAUCAAUAAUCUUUUGGUGUGUCAAGCCCACCAGGUUACACUGUGGGACACAUGGAACUGGGAGAUGUGGGACCAGUUCUUAGCUCCAAGAGGGAGAGCCUUCACUCAAGCUGUGCUCUCCAAUGAGGGCCACCUUUUCCUGGCUUUGUUGGACAGCUGCCCCCAUAUCCUGGGGUGGAGGCUAAACUCUGGUGAGUGUGUUCUCUUUUUAGAAACGACCAAUCAGCCUCACACACUCCUCAAAAUGGCCUCAAACUUCAUUUGUGUCACUCACGGCGGCUGCCUGACAGUGUGGGACUCUGAGGUGAUCGAUGCUGCGGGGACGGCUCCGAAAAUGGGAUGCGGCGUGAAAGGGGUGGUGGUUGAUGAGAAGGGCGAGUGGUUCUACACCACAGACGGGUCAGAGAAAGUGUGGAGAUGGAGUUUAGACACAGGACUCCCGCAUGCUUACUUCCUGCAUGAUGGCCCUGUGGAAAAGCUCCAGCUCUCACCAAAAAGCAUCCACCUGGUGUCGCUCUCAGGGGGAGAUAUUUACGUUUGGAAGACAGAAACCGGCGAGGAUAUUCUGCGAAUCAGCGGCAGCAGGGCCACAAACGUCCUCAUCACACCCAACGGCAACUGUGGAGUGAGCAUUUCUGAGCGAGGGCUCUCCCGUGUUUGGAAGAUGACUCAGGGAAGUAUUGUCUGCUGCAUACGCCUGCACCUAUCUGACGCCCAGGUGUCCCCCGAGAGCACGUUCCUCAUCGGCCGUCACUCUGGGGACCUGGUCGCUGCCAGUCUGUGGUCGGGCUCAAUAAGCAAGCGCUUCUCCUGCGUGGAAAGCUCGGAGCGCGUUGUCGCUUUCCACGCGCUUUCAGAGCACCCAGAGUUUGUGGUGGUGAUGACUGAGUCAGGGGCGGUGUACACCUGGAAAGUAGCAGAGGAGACAGUGUGCAGGCACUUCCAGCUGCCACAAAUGUUUCACUGUCAGCCACAGGACUUCCAAACGUCCUCUGAUGGGAGCUACGCGCUGCUGUCCAUUGAUAAUGACUCCAUCAACCUCUUGGACCUAUCUCAGGUCAGGCUGUGCUCAUUCAAAGCUGAGGGCCCUGUCAUCAAAGCCUGCUUGGACAAAACAGGAUCCUAUGCUGCCCACAUAUCCUACCCCUCCAGACUGGGGAAGGGCUGCGCUUGCUUCCUGCAUGCAAGGCCCGUCCUCACAGUCACACGACUCUCAGACGGAGAAAGAAUAGGAAGCCUACGUCUACCCAAGAGCCCGCUGACUCUGGUUGUGGGUGAUCGGCAGUGUGUGUUUGUGGGUUUUGAGGAUGGGUCUGUAGGUGUAUACUCUGUUAGGGAUUACGUGAUCCAUGAGAAAGAAAAGGCGAGGUGCAGGGAAAGUGUUACUGGUCAGCUGAAGCAAUGCCCCUUCGACAGAGCACCGCUCAGCUGGGUUCCCCAACCCAAGGCCAAUAUUACAUGGUCUUAAGAGCUUAGAUUACACUCCGUUCAGCCACAGCAUUAUGGACUUAGACAUGUAGCACUCACCAGCAGGUAUCCCCAGCAGGAUGCAGCCUGAUACAGACACACACAAAAACGGUUUAGGGGCAACUCAAAAAACAUGAAAAACACCAAGGUCUCCAACCCACAGAACCCAAAGGACCCCAGUACAAAAGGAGGAGUGUCCAUUGUAUCUAUUGAACAUAUUUAUGUGGAAAUAUUUCAUAUAUUCUAAGAUAUAAAGGUAUAGUUAAUAGGUGGUGAACGCCAGUGUCUCCAUCUGAAUCAUUUGUUUUAGGUGCAGCAGGUCUGGCUCCUUGAUGAUGACUCACAUCACUGCAGAAAACAAAGUAACCAACCAUUUAGUUUCAUUUCAGUGAAAAGAAAAACAACAUCUAAUUGCUCUGUAUCUUUUUUAUGCUGCGUAUUGAUGAAACAAAGAUUCUGUCACAUUUUUUGCCUGAACAAUGUGUUGAAUGAAUGGAUGUUUCAUCUGCGUCUAUUUUUGAAUAAAGAAGUCACCUGUUUUGUAUUGUUAUCAAUGAGUGA